AACCCUUCCCAUCAGUCAACAGUCAAUGCGCAACACCUUCCAUUACUAUUCCUCUCUUCCUCUGCCACUCUUGUAUUGUCAUCUUUGGCUUACAAAAAUUCUGUUUUUCUAAACUCAAACUUUGCUGUUUGUUGUAUUUGUUUUAUUGCGUGUUUAAAUUAUACUCAUCAAUAUGAAUAACAGGCCAAAUUCUGAAUUGAAAAGCGUGGUGUGCCCUGACAAGGGCAAAGGUGUAGUGAAACGAGCCCUCACCAAAGACUGCAUCUGCGAACUGCCUGGCGGGGUGAUUCAGUGCACAACAUGUGGAAGCAUCUUCUGCGGACGCGUCAGAGUCAAGUGCGCCCAACACCCCAACACAAUCUUCAUAUCUGAUUUCGCUAAAUGCAUCAACUGUAACGCUCCGUCGUACUAUCUGUACAUGGCUGCCAAAAAAUGAGUGCACAAUUGAUUGUAAAAUGAAAAUUAUCAACUAUUUAUUGUAAAUAUUAGAAUAAUUAUAGCAAUGUAAUUCAUGCAUUACCUUUAAGACUUCACUCAAGGUAUUUCUAGUAUUAAAUGUAUAAGUGAAUAUAAGUGUAAAAAUGUUUUCCAAUAGUUUUAAUUGGAAAAUUGUAGAAUGUAUAAAAUGAUGAUCUUGUUAAACUUUAUAGAAUGAUCUCAUUUACAACCUUAAAGUAGUGUAUAAUUUGUCUUUAUCUUUAGGGCUACUUUUAAUAUAAAUAGAAAUACAAAACUCAGUAUCCUUUUAAAUUACAGUCGAACCUCUAUAUAACGAAGUCGAUUAUCCCGAGAAAAAAUUCGCUGCGAGAGGUAUUCGUUAUUGAGAGGUUCUGUCAAGAAAACUGCCACGAUGGAUGCCUAUGGAUCUUAUAAUAUCGUAUCACGGCGGUAAAUAAAUGAAUAUGGUACAUAAAACAUAUUAUCAUCGCGAACGUAGAUAGGGUACCUAUUAGGCCAAUAUUAAUAUGGAAAUUUGAAAAUUCAUUCUGUCGAUAAAAAACAUGUUUUUUGAAUAUUUGUAGAACGUAAUAAGUAAGUAAACUUACCAAUUUAUUUCCAGAAAGCUUGAUUUGUUCUAUUAGUAGAGUUUAAUCGAAGUACAUAUUCUGUAGCAAUAUUUUUCAACUUUUUACACUACUAUUAGAUGGAACGCAAAAUACGGUUAUUUUGUCAAUAUCUUCACUAUAAAUUAAUACUCUAAUAACCCAAAUAUCCUAUUCUUUCGUUUUAUAUUUGAAAAGUGAGUAAUAUCGGUUGAAUUUUGCAUUUGAAUAAAACAUCAUGUUUAAUAAACGACUCACAUUUAUUCAAACAGUCGGACAUGUCUGGUACACUAUUUUUCAGUUUUAAUCCUUGCCUGAUAAUUUUGAAAGCCUCUAGAACUUCUUGAUCUGACGGAUUCUUUUCCUCAGGUUCGUCACGGUCAUCAUCAUUAUCAUCAUAAUAAGUUCAAAGAAUUGAAAUGUGUGACAAAAGCAAGAAUGGGAAAAAUGUCCAGUAGUUCACCUGCUUGGUCUACAAUAAUGAACCCAUCGACAAAAGACAGAGAAGAAUGGUGCAAAUUGAUACGGAGAGCCCACCUUAAAUGACAUAGGAAAAUGAUGAAACAUUUUAUGAACUAAUAAGAAUAUUAAAGGGAAUUGGAUAAAAUAUUAAUUUUAUUUCAACUUGAAAGCUCUUGUAAUUCAAUUUCCAGUAACUUGCAUUCAAUUUUCGACAUGUGUUUCACCCUCUAUUGACUGUCUACCACUCUAUCUUCUUCCUUCUUCCUACCUGAAUUGCCAUUAUUUUUAGUCUAUUGACCUUUCUGCUGAAACUAAAGAAUUCCUUGAAAAUGACCGUCUGCUUCCUAUACACAAUACACUUUGUAUGUUGAAGUCAAGAGAAAACUUUGUUGUUGAGAGGUCCGAAAUUCGUUAAAUGGAGGUAAAUGAGCAGCAAAAACUCGAAAAUGUCAUGGGACCAGGUAAAAAUUCGUUGUGUAGAGGAUUACGUUAAGUGGAGGUUCGUUAUAGAGAGGCUCGACUGUAUUUGAUAAAAUAAUUUAAAAGGUCACUGAGAUUUGUAUUUCUAUUUAUAGUUUAUAAUUUGUAUGUACACUAUAAUAGUAUUUAGGAAUUUCAUUUAUAUAAUACAAAGUCAGAAGUUUAUGGCAAAAGUUUCAACUCUAGUGAACAAGAGCUGCUAUAUUUUCAGGUUUAUUUAAAAAUUUAUUGAUUGAAGUUUAGUUUUAUUAAUCUAAAAUAGUUUUCAUGAACAGUGGUUUGAUGUCGGAUUUUGAAAGCUCACGAAGGACACCUCUGCGAAAUUUCUGAAUUAUGGGACAAAAGUGAGUCACGAGUCGCUUGUAAUGGGGUAAAAUAUAAUACAUUAUCAAUUUUGAAAAACACAUUUAUUCCCAAGAGUAUUUUAAUGGAACUUUUAACUGUAAUUAAUUUUGAAAAACAAACUUAUACAAGAGUUUUCUAAUAAUGCUAUAAAAUAGUAUAUAACAUACAUAGGAUUAAUUCCAAACAGAAAGUUAUUAUUUACCCAGCAGUGAGUAGCCUAGGUGCUUCUUCUUUAUUGACUAAUUAAGUAUUUAUAUUUUUUUAUUAAUAAACUACUACUUACAAUUUUUACUUAAAAAAUUCCGUGAGGAAUCCUAUUCUUGUCUUAGUUAUUCAUUUGUUACCGGGUACCUCUAGGAGUGCUUUAUUUUCUAUUUGUUGUUUAUAAUUAGUUUAAUAAGAGAUUUUCAAUGUUGGAAAUGAAUAUUUGCUAAGAAUUUUCUAAUUGUAUCAUAAAUUAAUAUUUUGAGAUAUACAA
Molecule: messenger RNA, 2808 nt
Organism: Nilaparvata lugens (brown planthopper)
Lineage: Eukaryota; Metazoa; Arthropoda; Insecta; Hemiptera; Delphacidae
Exons: 3
Coding region: 173-436 (87 amino acids)
Source: RefSeq, a predicted model, not a curated record